Messenger RNA from Acanthaster planci (crown-of-thorns starfish), 2834 nucleotides. Its product is annotated as scavenger receptor cysteine-rich domain superfamily protein-like. Gene Ontology annotation, cellular component: membrane. NCBI's taxonomy places the organism in Eukaryota, Metazoa, Echinodermata, Asteroidea, Valvatida, Acanthasteridae. The record is from RefSeq and is a predicted model, not a curated record.
CACCAGUCUUUUUGGGCGUUGUGUUGUUGGCAUUCGUGCUUUACUUUUGCUUUAGUUUUAGGCUACAGUACGCUACGUUUUUUAAGGUUAAGAAGGAAUCGUCAAACAUAUGCUAUGCAUACAGCAGAGUUUCACUGUUUGAGGAAGUGUGGUUAUUGUUGUCUAAGCUUGGUCGUACUUCUUGUCAUCACAUUGGUAAUUUCUUCUAGUGGACAGAGGAUAGACCAGUUUGAGGUUCGUCUUUCUGACGGGAUCCUAGGCCCUCAUGAAGGAAGACUGGAGGUGUAUUAUGCAUUGGGAGAUAGUUGGGGCGUAGUCACCAGCACGGGAUGGGGACUUGCUGAGGCCAAUGUAGUUUGCAGACAACUCGGUUUCUUGGCUUCAUUUCCUGCCGCUGUGGGUCAUACAUUCAGCACAGAUCUACGUACGUCUGUUGUGGACAGGAUUAAAUGUAGUGGCAGUGAGACACGACUGGACCAAUGUGUCAACCGUGGAUGGCUGUGCUCUGGUGAUUGCUCCAGCGACAAUCAUGUUGGGGUCAGAUGCCUCACAAAGGCGUUACCACAACAACUCUACCAGGUGAGGUUGACAGGCAGUACAUCACAGUUUGAGGGUCUCGUUGAAGUCAGAUAUAAUGACUACUGGGGUCCAGUCUGUGGUACAGGGAGUGCAUUUGACUUCCUGUGUGCAGUUACCGUCUGCCGACAGCUAGGCUAUGGGCCACCAAAACAUUACCGGAUCUUGAGCGAAACAGACCCAGAAUCCAGGCCCAAAUUGAUUCACAGCGCCUCAUGCCACAUGUGGCAUCGAAGCCUUUUGGACUGUGAAGUGAAUGGCGCUGACGGAACUGUCUGUUCACCAUCUCACCCAGCGGCUUAUGUAGCCUGUAACAGGCCCGCAGAUCUGUAUCCCCUCUAUUUGGAUUCUCUCUCAAAUCGAUAUGAGGGCGCUGUUCGCAUUUACUCUGACGGGCAGUUUGGAACCGUUUGUAAUACAAAUUGGACCCUGACUGAAGCUGAGGUUGUUUGCCGUCAACUGGGUUACGGUUUGCCUGUUGGACCAAAUGUUCCUUCAGAGAAUCUUGCCGGACCAAGUUACGAGCCCAUUCUACUUGAUGCUGUUCAGUGUGACAGCGGCGAGUCCUUCUUAGCAGAAUGUAGCCACAAGCCAUUCAGAGACACCACCUGUCAGAAGCAGGACGAGGCCUCGGUACAGUGCCAACGGCCAGAGCUAGAGGAUUUUAGCCUUCGCAUCGCUGAUGGUAAUGCUUACCAAGGUAGGUUAGAGGUCGCCUUUCGUGGCCAGUGGAUGGCCAUCUGUAACGACACCUGGGACCUAGCUGCAGCCAAUGUCUCCUGUCGUCAGAUCGGCCUGGGGCCGGCUCGCUCAGUAUCGGCAGAGUUUGAUUUCCAGCCACAGUUUGUGGUGUGGAAUGAGGUUGCUUGCCAAGGAACGGAGGAGCGAUUGGACCUUUGCAAGACCUCUCAAACUGGCCAGUACUCCUGCAGUAGUGGCAAACUCGCCGGAGUAACCUGCAGUCCUUACAGAGUGCCCAACCCAAAUGCAGAUAAAAUACGUCUGAUUGCUGGGAUCCUGCCACACGAUGGGGCUGUUCAGCUCUACAAAAACAGCAUCUGGCAGGCCGUCUGUCCAUCGCGGUGGGAUAAUAGGGAUGCAGUCGUUGCAUGCCGGCAUUUGGGCUACCACGGCGCCGUACACAACAAUGCAUUUAAUACAGAAGGCCCGUUCUACAUGGACAACGUAGCGUGCCAGGGGUCAGAGGUGAACUUGACCAGUUGCUCUCACUCUGUCUUGACCCCAGGGGCAAGGUGUGAGGGCGACAUUCAAGCAGGUGUCACUUGCAACCCGUUUACUGGUAUCAAAAGCCUCACAGCUACAACUCUUCGUCUCGUUGGAGGAGACACCUUACAAGAGGGGCAACUGCAGGUAUACUUUGCUGGUGUCUGGGGCACAGUGUGCAGUGAUAAAGCAUGGGACAUGAAUGCCUCCCAUGUUGCCUGCCGUCAACUUGGUUACGAGCGAGCUGAGAAAACUGGUACCGGAAACAAGGAAAAAGGGAUGGAGUUCUUAUUGGGCAGAGUGGAGUGUUUAGGGACAGAGUUGAUGCUGUCAGCUUGUGCCCAUGCUCCGUGGGGGCAGGUUAGCUGUCCACCCAAUCAGGCAGCUACAGUCGUUUGCAAAGAUCGUCCUGGCCAGAAAAUGGACAGCGGGGUCAGUGAGUGGUUGUACAUCGGUAUCGUGAUCGCUGUCAUUGUCAUUGUCCUGAUCAGUGUCUUGGCCACCUGCGUCACCUGGUCUAUGAAGAAGAAGAAAGCCGAGAGGAGGAUCCGGGAAGGGCCCGACCAUCACAAUGUCCGACAUGAACACCUGGAACAAAGAUCCGCUGAGCCAGAGGCCAGAAGGCAAGAAACGGCCGAGACAAAGAUGUUGUGAGAGUACCGCUUGAGGUAAACGCCUGUAGCAUCUCAAACUUAAUAAGAAAUGUGAGCAUCCAGGCAAACACAAUCUAUGGUACUACCCAAACUACCUUGUUAACAAUUCAAAUUGAUUGAAAUACAAGUCUAGUGUGAAACCAUUCCGGGGGGAUCGAGUGUCAUGUGAAUAUGAUAUAGAAUAUUUGUCAGCUACUGAAUGUGAUACAUUGUGUUAAAAGUGAAAUGAAAUAAACCUAACCGAAAUUGAAAGUGAAAAUUACUGUGUUGCAGAAUGUUAACUAUAUUUUAUGACUUAUUCUUUUUAUAAAAACCAGUAGGUGAUCCACUGAUAAUAUUCAGAUAACUCAAUAUUAUGCAGACUCCAUAAAGACUAAUGAA